CCCCGCUAACUUUGUUCUUAGCCUCCUAAUGUGAGCAAUCCCUCUCCACGCCUCCAGAAGAGCCCCUUCCUCCCCCAGUUAAAGCUCGCCCCCUUAGUUCAGCGCUUCGGCUAUCUGGCCGAAAAACAAAAUACCUGUACGACUGCGCCCCUGCUAGAUCAAAAGCAAGGUCCAUGCCCACUACAGUCUGCGGGGAAAGUGAAGCCAGGAAGCCAUGGCUGAGCACGGGGCUCACAUCACAACUGCUGCUGGGGUGGAUGACCAGCCAUCCAUCUUUGAGGUGGUAGCACAGGACAGUUUAAUGACGGCAGUGAGGCCUGCCCUGCAGCAUGUGGUCAAGGUCCUUGCAGAAUCAAAUCCUGCCCACUAUGGCUUCUUUUGGAAGUGGUUUGAUGAAAUCUUUACUCUGCUAGAUUUGCUGCUGCAGCAGCACUACUUGUCUAAAACUAGUGCUUCGUUUUCUGAAAACUUCUACGGCUUAAAGCGGAUUGUACUGGCAGACACACACAAGUUUCAGAGAUUGGCCAGUGCUGGUCUCCCAAAGCAGCAGCUCUGGAAAUCAAUUAUGUUCCUAGUUCUGGUUCCCUAUCUGAAAGUGAAGUUGGAGAAGCUGGUUACUAGCCUGAGAGAAGAGGAUGAAUAUUCUAUUCAUCCCCCUUCUUCUCACUGGAAGCGAUGUUACCGGGCCUUCCUGGCUGCCUACCCGUUUGUUAACAUGGCCUGGGAAGGCUGGUUUCUUGUCCAACAACUCCGGUACAUCCUAGGAAAGGCUCAGCAUCACUCGCCACUGCUGAAGCUGGCUGGCGUCCGGUUAGGCCGACUGACCGCUCACGAUAUACAUGCUCUGGAGCACCAACCAGUUGAAGGCAGCAUGAAGCAACCACCAGCCAGUGUUCGUGAGAAGAUCAAGUUGACUCUGAAGAAAGUCGUGGGCGGUGCUGCCUUAUCCCUCUCUACUGGCCUCUCUGUGGGCGUCUUCUUCCUGCAAUUCCUUGAAUGGUGGUACUCAUCCGAAAAUCAAGAAACCAUCAAGUCCUUGACUGCCCUGCCUACUCCACCACCACCUGUACACCUAGACUACAACUCUGAUUCUCCACUACUACCCAAAAUGAAGACCGUGUGCCCACUAUGUCGGAAAACCCGGGUGAAUGACACUGUGCUUGCUACUUCUGGCUAUGUGUUUUGUUAUCGCUGUGUGUUUAAUUAUGUGAGGAGUCACCAAGCUUGUCCCAUUACAGGUUACCCCACAGAAGUACAACACCUGAUCAAGCUGUACUCUCCUGAGAACUGAGAGUAAUUGGCACCCUCUCUAACUACUGCACUCUCAGGUCACAGGGCUGAAUUGUCACUGUUACUUCUCAGCCUCCAUUCAUUAAACAAGUACAUUUCUUUAAAAGGUUAAGAGGGGGCUUUAAGAAGUUCCUGGGAAAAUUCUAUUAUCUUUUCAUUCUAUUUUUCCACCAACUCUUUGAAGCCCCCCUCAUAUACCUAUUUGAGCCUAAACUUUUAGACCGCUCCCUAGAGCUUCACUUCGAGUUAGCCAAGAUGAGAUGAAAGUCAAGAUCGCCAGAAGUGAGGGCCAUUGUAGAGGGCGUGGAUAAAAGGGAUUAAUUGAUCCUUAAGUUUUUCCUAUGUCUUUUCUUUUUCCUGUCUUUUCUUAAAGAACAAGUACAGAAGCCCUUAGAUCUCAUAAGUGGGUGGGCAGGGAAAGCAAAUUUCUGUAGAAAACCACCUGCCAAUGAGGUAGAGGUCAUAGUCUUAGAAAACAACAGCUCCUUCGAUAAACUGACCAUAUAGUUCGUCAACUUUCAGAGAUUCAUGAGCCAUAAACAUCUUUUUUGGGAGACUCAUUAAAGGAAAAUAACAAGUGUUUAUAUGUACAGUAGUCUGAAGAUUGCUAUGUGGAAACAAAGCUGACAAGCAAUAAAGCAAUGCAAAUAAAAAACACUGAACUAACAGCCUGUGUAAGGUCUGUUUGAUAAGGUCUUUCUGCUUGUUCUGCUAGUUUGUUAAACUGGCAUAAAUUAUUCUGCCUAUUACUAAAGUUUCUAUGAAACACUUGAGUUUUAAGAAUAAAUGUUUCUGUUAAAGAGUG
Echinops telfairi (small Madagascar hedgehog) is the source of this 2095-nucleotide messenger RNA. RefSeq names its product peroxisomal biogenesis factor 12 (gene PEX12). The record is from RefSeq and is a predicted model, not a curated record. Gene Ontology annotation, molecular function: protein binding; ubiquitin-protein transferase activity; zinc ion binding. The transcript is spliced from 3 exons. Gene Ontology annotation, biological process: protein monoubiquitination; protein import into peroxisome matrix. Gene Ontology annotation, cellular component: peroxisomal importomer complex; peroxisomal membrane. Lineage: Eukaryota; Metazoa; Chordata; Mammalia; Afrosoricida; Tenrecidae. The coding region runs from base 215 to 1291 and encodes 358 amino acids.